AGCCCAAGAGACUCAUCAGAUCUGCAGUGGUAAAUCACCUUUACCUACUGGCGGUCAUUCACAAGUCAUCUGCACCAGUUACCGCUCAUCACUCAUCUGCAGUGGUCCUAUAUUUCAUCACUCAUUAUCAUUAUGCAUGAUUCAUUGUUCAUAUGCAGUGGUCCUCUACCCAAGCAAAGUUUAAAAGGCCCACAUCCCUAAGUAGAACAUGAAGAACCAGGCCACCUGAAUGAUCACACCGAUCCUGAGUCAGAUUCAGCAGGAUUAAUACGCAAAACGCUUCCUGGCUCUACUCGGACAAUUCCGCCAAAGACUCGACUCUGUUCGCUCCGCUGCCGCCUGCACCACCCACCCCAAACCUCCCCCUCAGACUGGCUUUAUGUCUGGUCUCUCAGGCGCCUCACGACGCAUGCUCCGCCGUGCCAGCGCGCAUGCGCCGUCGCCAUGUUCGCGAGCCCUCCUCCUCCUCCCCUCCCUCGUCUCGUCACACAGAGAAACGGCCGCUUCACCAGAAAGCGGCCACGGGGACAGAGAGAGGGGCUGGAAUGUCAAAACACUGGAUUUAAAACUCGGUGAACACGUAAAAUGGACGACAGAGUGGACUAAGAAGCCGUCUCAGUGAUCGAAACGCGGAUAUUCGGCCGAGAAGACCGGUGCGUCGCUCGCGGACGGGACUGCUGUGCGGCUCGCGGACGUCGUCAGGCGAUGCGAUCAUCAUGUAUGUUGAGAUAAUGCGUCGGAGCGCCUGGCAGUGAUGGAGACGGACUCUCGCGCAUUCACACCGUCAGCUGUCCCUCUUCCCACCUCAGGUGUGUCUACCUAAAGCAGCCGGGCAGGUUUCAACUCACGGACAUGUUGUACAGGUGGGUCUGACGGCGCACGACAGCGGGAAACCAGCACACUUCAGACUGCCGGCCGGUGUCGCUUUUCUGUCGGCCCAAAAAGUUGGAAUCUGACGAGUGACGCUUGCUUGGUAUCCGUCCGCCUGUCGUCGCUCUUCGUAAGGCCUUAAACCCUCCGCCUGAUAAUAAAAAUAGACAAAGUUAAGCGUUUUGCUGUUGUGCUGCUGGAAGUUGUACGAAAUGCACCAGCCGGAGAGCGCGGGGGAGUCGACGGGGGGCAGAAAAAUGGCGCAGGCGGCGGUGGUCCCGCGCAGGGGCAGCGGGCCGCCCGGCGGAGGGGUCGCUUCUGCCAGCCUGGCUGCUAAUGUAGUUCCUGCGGAAGAUUAUCAGUCGGCCUUGUUGAUACAGCCACCCCUGCCGGCCGUGUCCUCCUCCCCGGGGCCUCAGCAUCCUCCUCAGAGCCUUAACCUCCUUUCCCAGUCUCAGCUGCAGCCCCAGCCGUUGCUGUCAGUCGGCGCUCAAAUGAAGAAGAAGAGCGGCUUCCAGAUCACAAGUGUCACGCCGGCUCAAGUCUCUGUCAGCACCAACAACAGCAUUGCCGAGGACACGGAGAGUUAUGAUGACCUGGACGAGUCGCACACAGAGGACUUGUCCUCUUCCGAGAUCCUGGAUGUGUCCCUGUCCCGGGCCACUGAUAUGGGGGCUCCGGAGAGGAGCUCCUCCGAAGAGACGCUGAACUACCUGCAUGAGGUGGAGACCCCGGGUGCUGUAUCUCCCAACCAGCCUCACCUGUCUGGCAAGCCUCCGCAGCACACCUCCUUGCCCCCGGCACUGCAGCAAAGCGCCAUGGUGAAUGGGGCUGUGCAUCACCAUCCCGGACCGCCCCAGCAGCACCAUGCUGGACAUCAGCCCCCAAUCCAUGCUGCUCAGUCUGCGGUUACGCUCCCGCCUGUGUCAGCCUCUGGAGGAACAUCCGCUUGGGUACCAGAGGUGGGUGCCAUGUCUGCUGCCCUUGCGUCCACCGCUGGAUCAGCACCCGGUGUCCCUGCCCAGGUGUUACCUGCUGCAGUGGGAGCUGUUCUUGAUGUUGCUGCGGUUGGUGCAGCCAAUGUUGUGGCUCCGCCGCUAGCUGGGGUCACCCCAGGAGCUGUGACUGGAGUGCUCUCCGUGGCAGCAGGAGCACCAAUUAGUGGCAUCAGUUCCUUGGUGAGCAACGUUAGUAGCAUGAACAGGAUGAGUUCUGUCAAUACGGUGGUCCCCAGCAUUGCAGGUACUGCUAGCAGCAGUACUGGUGCCCCUGGACAGAAAAGUGGUGGUGCAGGUCUGACGAGGACUGGUGUGCAAGGUGCAAACUUGAUGCAGAAGCAAAGUGCUGGUGCCACUGCCAGCAUUGCCGUGACAGCUGGCAUCACUGACCCUGCUGUGACAGGCUCUGCAGGUGGCAGCCAGGCAGUUGCUGCAAAUACAGGUCAGCCAGUCCCAUCUGUCCCACAUGGCCAGCCUCAGCAGCCAGCCCAGGCUCCUGCCCCAGCCGCUGGCCCAGCUGGUUCCCGCUUCCGCGUGGUAAAGCUGGAUUCCAGUUCGGAGCCGUUCAGGAAAGGUCGCUGGACUUGUACGGAGUACUAUGACAAGGAGAUCCCCUCAAUGGCAACCACUGCACCUGUUUCAGACAGCGUACCCUCAGAGAGGGAGAGCUCCGCUGCGGCCAUAGCAAGCAUGCAGAGCCGUUAUCCGGAAAGUGUGGGCAGUGGAGAGAUUCUAGGACCCUCCACUGUGCCAUCCUUUCAGCAGCAGCCACAGCUCCAGGACUACAGUGCUCCUCCAGGCAUCCAGGCAUCCCAUCCUGUUGUCACUCAAAGCGUGCCUCAGCCGCAGGUUGCCACACCCCAUGUGACACCCCAGGACAUGGUGCAUUCACUGCUGAAGGCAAAUGCAGGACCUUCCGUCUCCAGUAACUUGGCUACCGCUCGGCCACAGGCUUCAUUGAACCCGGUGAUUCUGCCCACGGCUGUGGUUUCCACUUCCCAGGUGGCACCUCCACAGCAGGUGCCCCAUACCCAGACUGCUCCUCUUGCUCCAGUGCAGGUUCUGCCAGUGGGGGUUCAGCCGCAGAUGACCUAUCCUUCUACGCAGCUGCCAGCUGCACCUGUACAGUCAGUGCCACCUCAUGCCUUGCCGGUGGCACAGGGCAGCAGCCUGCCACCUGACUUCACACAGCAUCCUCCGAUCAUUCAGACAGCUGUGCAGAGCGUUGUUCCUGGGACGGUACAGCCUUUGCCCCCAAUGACUGGCAGCAUGCCCUCUGUGGCAGUACCUGGGAGUGCUGCAGGUAGCCUGUCUGCACCUGUUUCCCAACCCCUUCCCCAAGGACUUCUGCAGCAGCAUGCACCAUCAGCCUCGGUUCCCCAGUCUUCCCAGGGUGUGAUCCCCCCAGCCGUACUGCCUGGUGGUGUGGCGGUACCUCCUCAGCCACUUCUGAAGGCCCAGCCUCAACCCGGGGAUCCUCUGGUGCCAGCCGCAAGCCAGCCGCCCCCUCCCAUCAUUGCCUCUGGCCAGGUUGCACCACUCGUGCCUCCCAGUAUACCAGCUGACCCGCAGCCUACCCUGCUUCAGCGCUCCCCACAGCUGCAGAGCAGUGCUGGAGCAGGUCUUGCCCAGCAGCAUACCAGUGCCCAGUACACCACCCUGCCCUCUGUGACUGCCACACACCUGGAAGAUGCUCGACGCCUUCUCUUCCAGCAUCAGUCCCUGCUUUCUCUCCCCAAGAUGGGGGGUGGAGACGGGGCAUCGGAGACAGGGACCCCACUGGCUGCAGAUGGAGUCGGUGUUGCCAAUGCCUUAACUGCCUCGGCAGGCCUGUUCCCUCUGAAGAACCUGCCUGUGGAUGGAGAGGAUGACGGCUCGUCCGGAGCCAGCGUCGUGGCCAUCGACAACAAAAUAGAGCAAGCGAUGGAUCUGGUGAAGAGCCACUUGAUGUACGCUGUGCGGGAGGAAGUGGAGGUUUUAAAAGAACAGAUUAAAGAACUCAUUGAAAGGAACUCGCAGCUGGAACAGGAGAACAACCUGCUGAAGACUCUGGCCAGCCCAGAGCAGCUGGCCCAGUUCCAGGCUCAAGUCCAGAGUGGCUCGCCAUCAGCGCCCACGCAGCCGCCAGGGACGGGCGCACAGCAGAGCACCCCGCCGACCCAGCCCGCUCCACAGAGCUCCGGACCCUCGGCAUAGCACAUAAGGCCACAGAAGGAGGAACUGUAAAUACAUAGGCCCAAAAUAAAGAAUGAACAUGCUGCCAUGCUGCAGCUGUGUGGAGAGGAUUCAGUUCCAAUAUUUGCACAUAUUUAUCUUCACAAGUGUUAAUAUCCUGCAAGACGCUUUACACACUUCAGACAAUCGUCUUCAACAAAGGGAUUCUUGGUGGAUGACAAAGAUCGCCAAAAUCCACGGACUGCCGAGGACAUUUGUGAAUAAUGUUUUUGUGGGAAAGCAGCUUACAGAAUCAUUGUGCCUGCGUCUUAGGAGUUCAGUCAAUGUCCAUUUCUGCGAUGGCUCUGGAAUUUAAUUUUAUAGUGUGUAUAUAUACCAAUCUUUUCCAGGCUGUGAGCUAAUUAAAGAGCAAGCACUUUUCUGGAGACAAAUGUGAAGCGUUUUCGAUGACGAUCAACAGAUUUGAACCUCCCAUUUGAUAUUAAGAAGACAGGAAAGAGGUGGUUUUAAAGAUUUGCAUUUACCACAGUGUCUGUAGAUGGAGUGGAUCGGCCCGCACAAGGAAGGCAGUUAAAUUUUAGCUAUCUGACAUAGAAAUCCUGCCUUUCUAAAUUUAAAGCUGCUUCUUGCCUAAGCCAUGAAACCAGGUUUGUAAAUCUGAGGGAAGAGAGACGGGGGUGGGGGCAUUUGCCGAAUUUCACCGCGGGUUUGAUAGGCUCAUGUAUAUUUAUGUAUUUAGUGUAAGUGCUCUGUAAAAUAGUAAUAUUGAGAUGAGCGAAACAAAUACUUACGUUGUACAAAUUGAAGUCGAGAUGUAAAGGUGGGCUUACCCGAGUAAGUCUGCACGGUCUAACGUUGUAAAUCAGGUAUUUAGCUUUCCAGCAGUUUAGGACAUUUUAUUGACAGCCAGUGAUGUUCUUGGUUACUUUAAAUUCUAUUGUAAACCACUUGUUCAUUUGAGAAGUUGCAUCCUUCUGAACACACCUUGACAGUGACACUCCAGAUGUUAAACAUUUAAACUUCAAUAAGUAACAAAUCAAAUCUGACACAGAUUUUGCAUAUAUGUGAAAAUUGUAUGCUUACAUUGUGUGCAUGUUCCUCAAAUCCAGAGAAAGUUACCAUAAUUCAGUUGCACUUGACAGCUCUCAACAUAAAAUAAAAAGAAAAAAAAACC
Messenger RNA from Scleropages formosus (Asian bonytongue), 5217 nucleotides. Its product is annotated as TSC22 domain family protein 1-like. Gene Ontology annotation, biological process: regulation of transcription by RNA polymerase II; positive regulation of cell population proliferation; negative regulation of apoptotic process. The coding region runs from base 1083 to 4064 and encodes 993 amino acids. Lineage: Eukaryota; Metazoa; Chordata; Actinopteri; Osteoglossiformes; Osteoglossidae. The record is from RefSeq and is a predicted model, not a curated record. The transcript has 3 exons. Gene Ontology annotation, cellular component: nucleus; cytosol.